This is a messenger RNA of Colletotrichum navitas, 1048 nucleotides long. RefSeq lists its product as uncharacterized. The transcript has a single exon. NCBI's taxonomy places the organism in Eukaryota, Fungi, Ascomycota, Sordariomycetes, Glomerellales, Glomerellaceae. The coding region runs from base 227 to 964 and encodes 245 amino acids. The record is from RefSeq and is a predicted model, not a curated record.
GUUUAUAUAAUAUAAUGUCCUAAGACUUCCUUUAAAUAUUAACUUUUUUUUCUUUGAUACCUGUCUAAACCUUAUCUACCUUUUGAUACGUUCAGUAGUUUGCUUGUUUUAUUGAUUACGUAUCUGUCCCCAACAUUACGUCUUUAGCCUAUACCCCUAGCAUGCGUCUUUACAGAGCCUAAACCGCCAGGCCACUCGUUCACACAAAACAGCAAGAAAAAGCAGAAUGCUGCCCUCCUCCCUUGUUUCUCUCCUCAGCCUUGCUUUAGCUGCUUCUGCGGGAUCUGGCCAUCCCCACAUGCUCGACGCCGACGAUGUUGUUGUUCUUGGCCGUGACGGUUCCUCUGGAGUCAUGAAGGCUUCGACCUAUGAGGCUCUCAAACACGCCGGUGCCAUCACACCAGGCCCCAGUCCUGCUGCCGCUCCGGCUCCUUCGGUUUUGCGCGGCGCAACCAGCACCUACAACAAAGCCCGGCGCAGCUGCAAACAAAGCAGCGAAGUCCAGAUUCUGUCGAACACUUCUUUCAUAGACUGGGACGUUGCCAUCUCUCCAGUUGUGUCAGCGGUCGGUAGCAACAAUACCCAAAUAAGCAUUGGAGACGGGUACUCAAUCUCAAACCAACUCAAAAUCAGAACAAAGGCCAAACACCGCACCAUAAGCAUCAUUAAGGAGACGCUCCAAUUGGCAUAUGAUGCAAAGUGGCAAACCUCACAGGAGAACACUUAUAGAUAUAAAAUAUCGGGGGAUAUGUACGGCGUCAUUGUCAGUCAACCCUUGGUACACCGUCUCGAGGGCGCCCUGCUGAGUGGCUGCACCGAUAGUCCCGAUGUGGAACCUUUCGAAAUCAACUUAUAUACUGACCAGAGCUUUGGUCAGCUGCACUGGGUCACUGGUAUUAUUCGACUGUGUGUUAAUGAGACCUACCCCAUUCCGUUUUGUAAUGGAGAAGGCUUACAUCAAUGAGUGUGAUUAUUAAGUGUAAGUAGGUCUAUUUGCGGUUAGACUUAGAAAAGAAAGGUAGAGACUGAAACAAAAGUACUUUUAACU